Prunus armeniaca (apricot) is the source of this 300-nucleotide messenger RNA. NCBI's taxonomy places the organism in Eukaryota, Viridiplantae, Streptophyta, Magnoliopsida, Rosales, Rosaceae. The record is from the annotation of a GenBank genome assembly.
AUGAGUCUGGCAUGCCUGGUGUGCCAUAGUGUAGAAAGUCCAUCGCACUCUUUUAGGAGUUACUCUGUUUCAAGUGCAGAAAAUGAGGGAAGAUGUUCUGCCAUUGCCAACUGCUUAGCGAGGAGGCCAUCUUUUCCACUACCAACACAUUCCAACAUUGCAUCAUCCAAAGUAACCCCACAACCAACUCUUCCAAACAGCGGUUCCAUGUCAGGUGCUCCACGGCUAGUUCGAAGCCGGGCUGUGAGAAGGGACAUCGUGCAAGACUGGAACUUUGACGAGGUUGUGAUGGGGCGUUAG